CGUACGCAGCUACAUUAGUGACAAUAUACAUUUUUUGUUUAUUGUAAAAACAGCUGAUUUUGGGGGGCUCUUGUUUUCUCUUAUUUUUUUUUUGUGCAAUUACAUUAAGGAAGUAUUAGUAACUACUUUGUUGUGUUAUUAAGUUGCUCGCUCAUCUACAUCAUCAUGCGUGCAGCAAUGGCCCGUAGAACAAUGGUUUCGUCUAUAGAUGUACCAGACAACCCUGAAGACUUGGAUAGUCCCGAUAGUAUAGAAGUGGGUACAUUGACCAUUCAAGAUUCCGAAGCUAAAAUGCCACAAAAAGAUCUCUGGGAACGUCUACCACAUUAUUUGCCACAAACUCUUCCAGAAAAUAAUACUCCAGUUUUACAAUUUGAAAUUUUAUCGGCUCGUAUUAUGCCACCAGACGGUGAAGACUUGAAAGUGAAACGUUAUGUCAUAUAUAUGCUAACCGUAAGACAAGAUACACGCACCGCAAUGGAUCCUCAGCCGGCCACAAUAGAGAGGCGUUACACUGAUUUUCGGGAUAUGUAUCAGAAUCUUAAACGAGAUUUCCCACAGGAAAUGUCCAAUAUCGAUUUUCCCAACAAGGUUUUAAUGGGGAAUUUCUCUGCCUCAUUGAUAGCCGAGAGGGGCAGAGCUUUUGAAGACCUUCUAACGCAUAUAGCACAAAAUUCCACACUGAGAUCCAGCUCGACAUUUUUGGAUUUUUUACAAAACAUUGAAUUAACAAAAGCUUGUCAAUUAUUAGAUGAACGCAAUGAUGCCUGUAUACCAUUGUUGGAAAACACUUUUAUGCUGUUGAACAAAAUAUUUAUGGAUCGCUCAAAGCCGGUCCUAUUGAUACUGUGUCGUUUGGUGGCAGCUUGUACUAGUUCGCCAGUACCCCAUCCAUCGGCAGAGAAAUGGUCUGCAUUGGCUUUGAAUCGUUAUGAGACCCUUUGUGAUAUAGAUCUCUUGCCAUUGUAUAUACCAUUAUUGCACACCUGUGCACAUUUGUGGUGGCAAAAAGGUCGUGAUCAAAAACCCAUUACUGACCGCUUGACUGAUAUGUCUCGUAAGGGCAUCAGUAUUAACAACAAUCCAACAUUAAUGCAGGCUAUCCAUAAAUUAGAUCCACGUUCGGAGACUAUUUAAUAUUUAUUAACCCUCUCUCAUAGCAUGUAAGUUUAAAAUGUAAUGGAAAUUAAGUGCAAUUUAUGCGAAUAUUUGCAGUUUUGGAAAAUAUUUAUACAACUAACAUAACGCAUAUAUAGGUAUACACAGUUUAGCAAUUAGUAUUUAGAUGAUGUUUAUCACACAUUUAGCCGCUGUUCGUCAUUACACCCAUGGUAUGGAAAACUAACUUUAUACAUUUAUUUUUGUAUUAUUAUUGUUUGUAAUAAUAAAAAACGUACAUAUUUAUUGUAUUAUGUACAAGAAAAUUAGCAAUGGAA
Musca domestica (house fly) is the source of this 1436-nucleotide messenger RNA. RefSeq names its product sorting nexin-21 (gene Snx21). Gene Ontology annotation, biological process: protein transport. Bases 166 to 1137 code for a protein of 323 amino acids. Lineage: Eukaryota; Metazoa; Arthropoda; Insecta; Diptera; Muscidae. The transcript is spliced from 4 exons. Gene Ontology annotation, cellular component: early endosome membrane. Gene Ontology annotation, molecular function: phosphatidylinositol phosphate binding. The record is from RefSeq and is a predicted model, not a curated record.